Trichophyton benhamiae CBS 112371 is the source of this 693-nucleotide messenger RNA. RefSeq lists its product as uncharacterized. Lineage: Eukaryota; Fungi; Ascomycota; Eurotiomycetes; Onygenales; Arthrodermataceae. Gene Ontology annotation, molecular function: imidazoleglycerol-phosphate dehydratase activity. The record is from RefSeq and is a predicted model, not a curated record. The transcript has 2 exons. The coding region runs from base 1 to 693 and encodes 230 amino acids. Gene Ontology annotation, biological process: L-histidine biosynthetic process.
AUGGCAGCCCUACGCAGCUCGUAUGUGGAGAGGUUCACGAAGGAAACCAAGACACAGAUAUCGCUGUGCAUAGAUGGCGGGCCACUGGAUGUCCUACCUGAUAGCCACAAAGCCUUCGAGUCAUCGAGCAUCCCUAACCAAAAGGAAGAGCACCAUGCUUGUCAAUUCUCCGCAACUCAGCACAUCUGGAUAUGGACUGGAGUUGGAUUUCUAGACCAUAUGCUUCAUGCGUUGGCAAAGCACGGCGGAUGGAGUCUACGAAUUCGCACAGUUGGUGACUUAGCUAUUGAUGAUCAUCACACUACCGAAGAUACCUUCCUCGCUCUUGGAGAGGCUCUGUCAACAGCUCUGGGUGAUCGAAAGGGUAUUAAGCGAUUUGGCAGCGCCUAUGCUCCGCUAGAUGAAGCACUUGCACGGGCUGUCAUUGACAUUUCAUCUCGCCCUUUCUUUGUCGGCGUAUUUGACUUCAAGGAUGCAAAAAUUGGCAAUCUCACUAGCCAAAUGAUUCCCCAUGGUCUACAGAGCUUUGCUCACACGGCGGGUGUUACUCUGCAUGUUGACGUGCUUAAGGGUGAAAACGACCACCACCGUGCUGAAGCUGCCUUCAAAGCUUUGGCUGUGGCUAUUAGAGAUGCCACUUCCAAGGUUGCUGGGAAGGAAGGGGAAGUUAUUAGCACAAAGGGAGUCUUAUAG